This is a messenger RNA of Nymphaea colorata (pocket water lily), 1189 nucleotides long. RefSeq lists its product as uncharacterized. The record is from RefSeq and is a predicted model, not a curated record. Bases 135 to 1007 code for a protein of 290 amino acids. The transcript has 3 exons. NCBI's taxonomy places the organism in Eukaryota, Viridiplantae, Streptophyta, Magnoliopsida, Nymphaeales, Nymphaeaceae. Gene Ontology annotation, biological process: response to red or far red light.
GCAAAUUGACACUCAGUUAGGGGACCUUUAAUCGAUAAGAGGUGAACCAACCAUCCCUUGCGGAGCGGAAGGAUGAUUAGGUGACUUGAGAAGAGUAAGAGUCGAUUCUUGGUCUUUUGGUGGUGACAAGAUUCAUGGAAAAGAACGACAACCCAGAUGAGGUUUUCAGUGUAGCUGUCAAUGGUUUAUCAUGUCCUCUUCUUGCUGCGGAAUGGAACAAGAAAAGGAAGUUGGAGGAUCUGGAAUUGGCUGUGCCAUUGCCAAAACUCAAAUGCUUAGUUCAAUCCUCUGACAGAUGCAAAAAUGAACGUUGGAACUAUGGACCAGAAAGCGUUGAAUCCGUGGUUGGCAUUCACAAAAAUAACCUUAUGCCCAAAACAAAGGGUUAUAGUCCAAAAGUCGUUUCAUGCAAUUAUACAUCAUCUUCAUGGACUGCAGGGGGAUGUUCCAAAGCGGUGGUAAGACCAGAAGACACAGGGUCCUGCAGUGGAAGCAACAGUUUUAUGGGGGAGUACGAGGCCACCAUAUCUUUCGACAUACAAGGUGAAGCUGAGGAGACAACUACCUGCCCUGAAAACUGCAGCAGAAGCACUUUCAGGAGCACUGCACAUUCACCGGCUUGCAGAACCAUGAAGAGGAAAACAGGAGAAAUAGCAUCUUCAAGUAAAGAACCAAAGGCCGAACCGAAAAGAUUGAAUUCUGGGGACAUCCUUGAUACACAAAUAAUCACUGAAAAUUUGGAAGAGUCCUCGAAAUACCAGUCUGAAUUUCCAUAUACAGAAGAUGAUAAUCUGUUAGGGUUGGAUAUAAACUAUGCAGAUUUAGUUGCCCUUGCAGAAUCCCACAAUGCAGUUGAUGAUGCCUUUCUGCAUAUUGAUGAUCCAUUUUCCCCUUUCUAUCUACUCCAGGGUGGAGGGUGGAAUGCCGACAAAGACAGUCAACAAUCCGAGAGGAAACCAACUAUUGAUCAAGAGUUUGAGCAGUACUUUUCUUCACUGAUGCUUUAGGAUGGCCUUCUUGUAUAUGUUUUGUUAUGUUAAAGAGCCCAUGUAGUAUAUGUCACCGCAAUAUGACAUGACUGGCUUUGAUUAUUUUGGGAAUAUAAGUUGACAAAUAACACAUGUAAACUCAGAAAUGUGUAAUUUCAUAUUUAACUUGAUAAUGUGCGAAACCAGUAUCAUUGGGUACA